CAAUCACAGUUUAGAAUUCCCAACGGCAUACAACUGUUUAUUUGUUCUAUCAGAUAAAGAUUUUCAUUGAGAACUUGGUGCAAUGGGGGAGAACAAAUCAAUAUAUAAACAUUUCUCUGCAUUACCUCUGCAACCUAACCAAAAAUCGUAUUCAUGUAACUAUUGCAAGAAAAAGUAUGCAGAAAACAUUACUCGCAUGCGAAAACAUCUUUAUAAAGAGUGUAGAAGUUGUCUUCAAGACUUACGGAAACUUUUAAAACCAUGUAAACCUCGUAAACGAAAUAAUUCUCAUCUAAACAGCACAGACGACUCAUUUACUAUUGAAGAUUUGAAUGAAGCAGACAAUAGAGCAAGUACUUCAAUGAUUUCAAAUGAAAAUUUACCAAAUAAUAUAAGUGUUUGUAGCAAUAACUAUAAAAAAAAUACAAUCGAUAGUUUUUGUGAUAAAAUGUCAAAAAAAGAUGAAGAUUCUCUACAAGAACUACUUGAAGAAGCGAUUUAUGCAUCUGGUACACCAUUAUGCCUUAUAUAUUUCUGAAAAAAUAGGAAGUGUUAUUGAUGCUUUGGGAAUUAAAAAAGUUAUCGGAAUUUGUACAGAUAAUUGUGCUGCAAUGAAAAGUGCUUGGACUUUGAUAGAUCAAAAGUAUAAUGUCGACAAAUUGUAUUGUUAUGGUUGUGCUGCUCACAUUCUUAACCUACUCAUGAAAGAUAUUGGUAGUCAAGCAACUGUUGAAACUUUGGUGACAAGUGCAACAGCUAUUGUAAAAGGAAUAAAAGAAGUACAAAUAAUGUCAGCGAUUUUCAAAGAAAUUCAAUCUCAAGAUGAACGUAGAGUAUUUAUUACCUUAAAAUUACCAGCUAAGACAAGAUUUGGAUCUACUAUAAUUAUGAUUGACAGUCUUUGUGUUAAUAAGCAUAAUCUUCAGGCUUUAGCAAUUUCUUCAAAGGCUAUUACAUUAUGGAAACCUGCUUCUCGUGCUCUUGUACUAAAUGAAGAAUUUUGGAAUAAUCUUCAACAAAUUCUUCAAUUGAUGAAACCGAUUGUAAAGUGGAUAAAUGUUUUAGAGGGUGAUAACCCUUUAAUAAAUAAAGUACCUGAAUGUUUUUAUGAUUUAUAUAAUCAUUUUAAUAAUGCAUUUAAUAAUAUUGGAAAUAUUUUUUCGGAAGAAGAAAAGCUGAGCAUAUAUACUUGUUUAGAAAAUCGUAAAACUAUGGCUCUACGGCCCAUACAUUAUGCAGCUAACUUACUUGAUCCUCAAUUAAAAGGAAAAAAUUUAAAUAGGUCAGAAAUGGUUGAAGCUCAUCAAUUAAUUAUAAAUCUUGGUGAUAAAUUAAAUCUAAAUAGUGAUAAGGUAUUAAAAGAUUUAACAGAUUAUGUGUCAGAAUCAAGUAUGUGGAGUUACGACUACGUUAAGCGAGCAAGUAUAAUCACUUCAGCAUGUCAAUGGUGGCAAAGUAUUUGCCAAAAAUCUUCGUUGAGCAAAAUAGCUGUGGCUAUAUUGACUUUACCUGCAACAUCAGCUGCAACCGAGCGUUCCUUUAGUACACAAGGAUGGAUUCAUUCAUCUAAAAGAAAUAAGUUAAGUAUCGAUAGAGCUGGAAAAAUAACAUACAUUGCAAGAAAUUUAAAAUUACUUAAUCCUUCACCAAAAAAUACAGAAGAAGAAUGGGAAGAAGAUGAGGAAAGUAAUAAAGGAGAGGAUGAAAUAAGUGAAAUUUGUGCUGAGCAUGAAGAAGUUGAAUUUUUAGAAGAAGAAUUUACUCAAGACUAAUUAGUGAUGUUGAUGGAAUUGAAUCAGUAUUAGACUUGUUAUUUCCUAAUGAAAUAUGUCAAUUAUUA
Messenger RNA from Chelonus insularis, 1840 nucleotides. RefSeq lists its product as uncharacterized. Gene Ontology annotation, molecular function: protein dimerization activity. The record is from RefSeq and is a predicted model, not a curated record. Bases 462 to 1772 code for a protein of 436 amino acids. The transcript is spliced from 2 exons. NCBI's taxonomy places the organism in Eukaryota, Metazoa, Arthropoda, Insecta, Hymenoptera, Braconidae.